Molecule: messenger RNA, 4774 nt
Organism: Labrus mixtus (cuckoo wrasse)
Lineage: Eukaryota; Metazoa; Chordata; Actinopteri; Labriformes; Labridae
Gene: odf2a
Product: outer dense fiber of sperm tails 2a
Exons: 19
Coding region: 141-2678 (845 amino acids)
Biological process (GO): regulation of cilium assembly
Cellular component (GO): centrosome
Source: RefSeq, a predicted model, not a curated record
GUCACUAUCUGUUGAAGUUUGUCCAAGCUUUCCUAAACACAGACUUUCACGAUUACCUGCGUUAUUUGCCUGCUAAAAGAUUUCUGUUUUGCUCAUGAAUUAUAUUUAUAAGUCCUCACCAGCGUGUUGUGGUUUCUCAUAUGAGGAAAACAAUGAGAAUUCGGUCAAGUUCGCCUCCUAUUCAUGUGCAUGUUGAUGAUGCGACACCCGUCCAUGUUCACGUGCAGAGCAAGAGGACCAGUCCUACCAGGACACCACAGAGCAAGGCCAAAGCCGACAGAGGAAUCCUUCAUCCCACAGCCAAGGUCAAAACUCGAGUGCCAUGGAUACCCCCAGGAAAGGCCUCCAUACGGGACGCCACACACAUGUGGGAGGGGCCAUCACACCGCCUUGAGAUCUCACUGCCGCACCCUGAACCUGAACCUGAACCUGAACAUUCCCAGUCUGCGCUGCGAUUGGCUGACCUCACAUCAGAGGAAGAGGAGGGUCUGCACGGGAGAAUCAGCCAGUAUGAGAAGAAGAUCGACAGCUUGAUGACCGAAGUCAGCUCUCUGAAGAACGAGGUGGAGCUGCGGAAGAAGGAGCAGCUGCUGGAGCGACAGUCGGAGCAGCUGAGCGUCUCCCAGCGGGUGAUCGCCGAGCAGGAGGAGGAGCUGGUGGAGGUGACGAAGGAGCUGGAAGAGACGGAGCGAGAGAACACUCGACUACGUCACUCCAUGGAGAAGAUGAUGGAAGAGGGCGACUACAGCAGAUUAGACAGAGACGCAGUGAACAAAGAUAAAGACACUCUGCUCAGGAAGCUGAUGGAGGCUGAGGUGGACGGGACGGCAGCUGCAAAACAAGUUUCCGAGCUGCGAGAGUCGGUCUCCAAACUGUGCCGAGGGAGCGGCGAUCAGAAGAAACUCUCCGGAUCUGAGUCUUCGGUCUUGGCUCGUCAAAAGGAUUUGCUGCUGCAGAAACUGGAGACGUUUGAGGCCACAAACCGAACACUGCGACACCUUCUCAGAGAGCAGCACGGCUCACAGGUGGAGAUGGUUCGUUUGUCAGAGCAGAAAGAAGCUUUACUGAAGACACUGGCCGAAACAGAGGCAGAACAUGCACAUCUUGUGGUGAAACUUCAAGAGAAAGACAGAGAGCUCAAUCAGCUCUGCAAACUCCUCGACUCUGAGAAGGAAAACGCAAAGAGCACGUCUGAGCUGUCGAAGAGUCUGGAGUCGACAAGAGCUCAUUUACAAGGACAGCUCCGGAGUAAAGAGGCUGAAAACAACCGGCUCUCUGUGCAGAUAAAGAAUCUGGAGCGAGCAGCCUAUCAGCAGAAGGCGGAGCUAGAGUGUCUGAAGGAGCAGCUGGAGAGGAUGAAGCAGCAGGCGAGUUCAGACAGAGAGGCUCUGAAACGAGCCACCAGAGCUCAGAAACAGAGAGCGGAGCGCAGCGAGGGCACCGCAGGCCAGCUCAGCGUCCAGCUACUGAACUUGGAGCAACAGGUGACCGAAGCGCUGAAUGCAGCGGAGAGCUGGCAGAGUCGACAUGCACAAGAAGUGAGAGAAAAGAGUAAACUGGAGAUCGAGGUUUCAUUGAUGAAAAGCUGCGGUGUGAUGUGUUGCAGCCGUGUAGCGGAGCUGACGGAGCAGCUGCAGAGCUCGGAGGAGAAGAGUCGAGUGGAGAGAGAAGCUCUGCUGGAUCACCUGCACGCUCUGACCACAGAGGGCACUGCAGCCAAACUGGAGAAGCAGACCCUCAAGGCAACAGCGUCGACAGUGGAGGAGAAGCUGGCCUUGUCUCAGUCUGAGCUCCAGCAGGUCAAAGCUUCCAUCCAGCAGUAUGAGAGCCUGGUGGACAGCUAUAAGAUCCAGGUUGGAAAUACGCGCGCUGAGGCAGAUGAGUACCGUGCCCGGCUGGCUCAGGCGGAGCAGGAGGCGCAGGCGGUGCGGGCGGAGCUGGAGAAGGAGGUCGAGGAGCUGCGCAGGCAGCUGCUGGGUCGGCUAACGGAGCUGGAGCCUCUCCCUGAAGCUUUAAGACGCUCCAAAGUGCAGCUGCAGGAGGCUCAGGAGAGGGAGCGCAGCCAAGAGAGACGCAGCAAGGAGCUCAGCACGACACUGACGGAUCUCCGCAUGAAGGUGGAGACUCAGAGCAGCCAGAUGGAGCUUCUCAGACAGAAGAACAAGCUGCUGAUGGAGGAGAACAGACAGCUGCAGCACAGAGUCGACAGCUUGGAAAGGAAGCUGGAGGAGGCUGGCAGUCAGAACAGCGACCUGCUGGUGGUUGUAACCAAACGUGAAGACACCAUCCACAGCAACCAGCUCCGCCUGGAGGACAAAUCACGGGAAUGUUCGCUGUUGAGCCGAAAGCUGGAGGAGGCUCUGGAGGAUGCUCGACAACAGAUGUCAGUGACCAGAGAACGAGCUGCCACCAAAGAGCGCUCCACUCAGUCUAAGAUCCUGGACCUGGAGACACAACUGAGCAGGACGACCUCCGAAAUCAACCAACUGCAGCGCAGCAAAGAGGAGGUGGAGCGGCGGUACCAGAGCAGAUUACAGGACGUGAAGGAUCGGCUGGAGCAGUCGGACAGCACCAACCGGAGCCUGCAGAACUACGUGCAGUUCCUCAAAGCCUCGUAUGCUAACGUGUUUGGAGAUGUAGCUCUGAGCAGCUCACUGCGAGCCCCCUCGCCCAUCUGAGAGUCAGACUGUAUGACUGUAUUAUUACACGCACACAUUCCCAAACUGUACCGUCACAGCCCAAUGUUUGUCAGGAGGAUGGUUGCUUUUCUCAUACAUGUGUGAAGAGCAGCAUCGCUGUUGGCUGAGAGAACGGAAGACUUGUUUUAGUAAAGAUUUGUUUAGAACGGAUUUAUAGCAUAUGCCUUUUAAUCAAAAAGUUUUAUCGACAUGGAAAUCCUUUGUCAUAAAAAAGCUCUUAAAUGUAGAGUUCAAAUAUGUUUGCCCAAUUACGCCGUUAACAUGGUGCCUCAUCACACCAGCUUUGCUUUUUAACACUACACAAAACAACUAGAGAAUAUUGCUGCAACAGUGGGUGAUUUUAAAGGUCACCUAUUCUGUAAAAUCCACUUCACCAUGUUUCUCUAACAUUAAUAUAUAUAUCCGUCUACAAACCCCCCAAUGAUGAGAAAAGUCCAUCCUCUCUGUCUUCAGCCUGCUCCACUUUUCAGAAAAUGUGUGCUCAAACAGGCCGUUUGGAGAUAUUCCCUUCAUGACAUCACAAAGGGCAGUAACCCCUCCCCCAGGUGGGUGACACUCCCACAGCUAGGUGUUUGUUCUGUCCUCUGAGUCUGCCUUCUCACCGUAAACAAUAGUACAUGGAGCGAGAAAGCCAGAGUACACCCAAGCCCGUCCAGAAAGGGGGCGUGGCGGACACAGCUCAUUUACAUAUUUAAAGGUACAGACACAGAAACAGCCUGUUCUGAGCAGGGCUGAAAUAGAGGGGUUUAUAGACAUGAUCAAAUACAGGAUCAGAGUGGAUUUAGAACAAGAAACUUCACAUGCAUGUUUGAGGGAGCUCUGAGACUUUACACAUUUACACUGGUUGAAGAGGAGGAGGAUAUGUGACCUUUAAACAACAUGGUGACAUCAAGUACAACAGAGCCUGUGUCGUAUUUGUCUUUUAUUUUGUCAUAUUUAUGCAAUGGGAAACUAUGUAGCUGUCUCGACCAUAACGAUUGUCUUUUACCGUCCUAUAUAUACAGCAGCUGAACAUUUCUUCUGUUCUGAGUGUGAGGAGCUCCAAGAUCUCUUUGAAGACAUUUUUUGGUUGCUGCAGGUCAGCUGCUAACUUGUCCUCUUUUAGUGCUGAAAGUUUUUACUAAAUUAACAGGAAACAUAAAAAUUAAAGAGAAUGAAAAAGGACACCAAUUGCAAGAAUACAUAAAUAUAAAAUACACAGAUAUAUAGAGACAGAGUCAAAAAAGAAAUGUCCCCGGUUUCCCUGGUUACACUGACACAUCCAACUUCUUUUUAUUGAUUGCUUCUAACUGUUCACAAUCAUCAAUUGUUGAGAUUUAAAACCAAAAACAACUAAGUAUAAUUUAUAAGAGCAACUUUUGAUUGUGCCUAUUUAAACUGAAUGUUGUCUUAAAAAUGCAUAAUGGAGGGGCGCCUGUGGCCUAGUGUUUAGUUUGUCCACCCCAUGUGCGGAGGCUGUGGUCCUCCAAGCAGGUGGCCCAGGUUCAAACCAGACCUGUGGCUCCACUCCAGCAUGUUGUCCCCUACGCUAUCUCUCCCGAUCCCUGACUCUACCCACUGUCCUGUCUCUCCAAUAAAGACCUAAAAAGCCCCAAAUAAACCUUUAAUAAAUGCGUGAUGGGCGAAUGUCAGUUUGGACUUAAUUGAGAAAAAAUGACAAUAGUUUCAUCCGUUUCUUUCUGACAAGCCUUAGCUAGUCAAAUGAAAAGUUUCAUGUCUUUAAUGCCAGAAUUAACAGGAAACUCACCAUAUUGUGUCUAGUAUGAACUAAAUCUUUUUAGGUUAUUUUUUCAUUAAUAUAUAUCUCUGUAGCCAAAGCCGUCCAUAUUCAUAAUAGAAGUUGUAAUUGAAUGUACCGCUCCUCCUUGACUGAAGGAAGCAGGAACAUUGGUGCUAUCACAAGACAGUGUGUGUCAAAACAGUGAUUUUGUAUUUACAGUUUCACAAACUAUUUCUGUAGAAUAAGAAUAAAUAUUCCAAAUACUUCUUUGUAAGCUUUUUCAUAAGAUGUGUAUAAGACUGAAUAACUUAUUCAGCUGUGGAUAACCUACAAGCAGAAAUAAAACCCUUUUUUU